ACUGGUCGGAGUCCUCUGUUUUUAGGGAUUUGGGAUUUCUUUUAACGGUCUCUUGAUUUCACAGGGCUGUGACAUUGGGCGAGCUUCCGGGGCAGAGCCUCACGCGUAUCAACUCGGCGAUGAAGCGGAUCGAUCUGGUUUGCAAGAUGCUGGCUCCCGCAUUCGUGGGGAUCUGGCUGAGCAGCUUCUCGGCGAUUCCUUGCUUGAUCGCCACUGUCGCGUGGAAUGGUUUGAGCCUCGCUCUGGAGUAUCGGCUUUUGUCUACCGUCUUCCACCGCGCCCCUGCGCUCCAGAAGCUCUCCAGAUCCAAGAAAUGUCAGGAUAAACUUGAUCCUAGAGCUCUAACCGGAGUCACGCAACUCGUCAAGGGAGCUUGUAUUGCGAUGAUCGAUGGAUGGGCGAGCUACUUCAGACAAGAAGUGGUGCUAGCAGCGGUGGCAUUGGCAGUCCUCCACUGCACAGUUCUAAGCUUUGGAUUUGUGAUGACUGCCGCAUUGGCAUGGAAGGGAGUGCCAGCGCACAUAAUUGGUGUUGCAAGAGGCCUUGGAGCAUUCUUAGGAGUGGCAGCAACAUAUAUGUAUCCAGUUCUCCAGUCCAGGGAAGGAACCGGCAAAGCAGGCCUCUGGGCCAUCUCGACUCAAUGGCUGUGCUUGAUGGUGAGCGUGGCCUCGGUUUGGAUCCACAAGACCAGCGUCGCGGCAUCACUUCUUAUCUCUGGAAUCGUAGCUUCUCGACUGGGCCUGUGGAUGUUUGAUCUGGCCGUGACCCAGCUCAUGCAGUCCACAGUCGAAGAACAAGAGAGAGGAAGAAUUGGUGGCGUGCAAAGCGCCUUGCAAUCGCUGAUGACCCUCCUAUCCUUCGUUAUAACUAUUCUAGCACCAGAUCCAAAGGAGUUCGGAAGGCUUGUGAUCAUCUCCUACGUCAUCGUUACAAUUGCAGCCUUGCUCUUUUCAUCAUACUUCUACAGAUCUAGCUUACAAAAAUCGUGAGAGUACUGUCUGCCCAGCUCGCCAA
Messenger RNA from Selaginella moellendorffii, 1014 nucleotides. Its product is annotated as solute carrier family 40 member 1-like. Gene Ontology annotation, molecular function: iron ion transmembrane transporter activity. Gene Ontology annotation, cellular component: membrane. Gene Ontology annotation, biological process: iron ion transmembrane transport. The coding region runs from base 120 to 989 and encodes 289 amino acids. The record is from RefSeq and is a predicted model, not a curated record. Lineage: Eukaryota; Viridiplantae; Streptophyta; Lycopodiopsida; Selaginellales; Selaginellaceae. The transcript is spliced from 5 exons.